AAAAAAUGAAUAUAAAUAUGAAGAAACUGACAUUAAAUGUUAUACCUGGAAUGUCUUUGUCUAGUAUAAAACAAUUUGCUAGCAUUGAAACAGGUAUGUUACAAAAGGACUUUUACUUGUUGUUUAAUGGAAAAAUUUUAAAUGACGAUACUGUUCAAAAUGGUAUUGUUUAUAUUGUACCUCGGGUAAUGGGUGGCAAGGGAGGAUUUGGUUCAAUGCUACGAGCAAUUGGUGCACAAAUUGAAAAAACAACAAAUCGUGAAGCUUGUCGAGAUUUAAGCGGACGUCGAUUACGUGAUAUAAAUGAAGAAAAACGAGUUAAAGAUUUUUUAGCCAAAGGAGGUCCUAGUACAGAAGAUCCUGAAGAGCGCAAAAAACGAAAAUUACAACGCCUAUGUCAAGCACCCAAAACAGAAUUUAAAGAUGAACAUUAUGAAAAGCAAAUGUCUGAAAUGACAGAAUCUGUAUCAGAUGCAAUAGAGUGUGGUUUCAAAGCAGGCACAUCGGAAAUUCCAAUCAAGAAAAAAAUUAAAUCCAAGGGAUAUUUUGAUUCCGAUUUGGAUACAGAUAGUAGCUGUGAUGAAUUAGAUGAAGAAAAAGUGUCUAUUGAGUCAACAAAAAAAGAACAAUCAAAUAAAGAACUAAAAGAAACAGAAAAUGUUAAUAAACGUAAAAGUUUAGAUUUAGAAUACACUGAUACUGUUACAAAAAAAAAGAUUAAAGUUUAACAAUUAAAAAAAAAUAUAUGUAUAUUAUUAAAUUAA
Messenger RNA from Melanaphis sacchari, 764 nucleotides. Its product is annotated as replication stress response regulator SDE2. Gene Ontology annotation, cellular component: nucleus. The transcript has a single exon. Lineage: Eukaryota; Metazoa; Arthropoda; Insecta; Hemiptera; Aphididae. The coding region runs from base 6 to 728 and encodes 240 amino acids. The record is from RefSeq and is a predicted model, not a curated record.